AUGGCGGCGCCUCAUCAUGCAAGCCCAGCCCAACCGCUACCAUUUCUGGCGCCGCUCGUCGCCCUACUCUUCCUCGUGGCGGCGACCACCACGGCAACCGCAGCCGCAGACGGUGUCCCCGUCGGCAACGGCGGCAUGAUGCACCUCCACUUCUACUUCCACGAGAUAUACACCGCCGGGCCGAACGGCACGACGGCGGCGGUGGCGUCCCCGCCGGCGGGCGCCGGCGGCUCGUCCUUCGGGUUCGGUUCCGUGAGCGUGGUCGACGACAUGCUCCUCGAGGGCGCCGACCCGGCGUCCCGCCUCAUCGGUCGCGCGCAGGAUCUCACCGACGCGGCCUCGCUCUCGGAGGGCGCCAUCCGAAGGCAUCCGAAGCGAAGGAUCAAGCAAAAAAAGAGGAAAACCGGCGAGUCAUCUUCUGUUCCCAAAGCAGCUGAAAUGUUUGGCAUGAGUACCUCCAUCCCACAAGCACAAGAGGAGCCAGCUGAGACUCACGCCGAUGCCUUUGAUGAUUUUCUUGACAUCCGAGGCGAUCUUCCAAGUCCUCAAAAGGAGUUAACUGAAGACAUAACCCACCCAGCUCUCAUAAGGCGGCUGAAGACGCGAUACCUGAGCCGGAUUUAG
Messenger RNA from Hordeum vulgare subsp. vulgare (domesticated barley), 624 nucleotides. RefSeq lists its product as uncharacterized. Bases 1 to 624 code for a protein of 207 amino acids. NCBI's taxonomy places the organism in Eukaryota, Viridiplantae, Streptophyta, Magnoliopsida, Poales, Poaceae. The record is from RefSeq and is a predicted model, not a curated record. The transcript has 2 exons.